Messenger RNA from Felis catus (domestic cat), 3333 nucleotides. It is a transcript of the gene CABLES1, whose product is annotated as Cdk5 and Abl enzyme substrate 1. Gene Ontology annotation, biological process: regulation of cell cycle; nervous system development. The transcript is spliced from 10 exons. NCBI's taxonomy places the organism in Eukaryota, Metazoa, Chordata, Mammalia, Carnivora, Felidae. The coding region runs from base 184 to 2097 and encodes 637 amino acids. The record is from RefSeq and is a predicted model, not a curated record. Gene Ontology annotation, cellular component: cytosol.
GUCCCCGGCCGCAGCACCAAGGGGCGAGCAUGGCCCGCCCGCGGGGGGGCCGGGCCGCCGCGCACGCCGCCUGCGCCCCGCGCCCUGCCCAGCCCGGGUCACCGGCGCUCGCGCUCGCUGCUUAGCACUCGGGCGCCGCUCGCUUCUCCGGGCAUCGCGGAAAUACCGCCGCAGACGGACACAAUGGCGGCGACUGCCGCCACCACGGCCGCCACCGCCGGCACGGCCGCCUGCAGCAGCAACAGCAGCAGCACCGGCACCGACGCCGCGGGCACCAGCAGAUUGCAGCAGCCGCCUCAGCAGCCCCAGCCCGCGGCCGCCCCGCCGGCCCAACCACCGCCGCCCGAGCCCCCCAGGAAGCCGCGCAUGGACCCGCGGCGCCGCCAGGCUGCCCUCUCCUUCCUCACCAACAUCUCGCUAGACGGACGGCCGCCGCUGCAAGACGAGGAGUGGGGCGGAGGCGAGGAGAGUGGCGCGGCCAAGCCCGGCGCCGGCAGCGCCUGCGGCGCGAGGACUCGGCUCAGCCUGCUCGCCGCCGCCGAGCGGGGCGGCUGCAACGCGCUCGCUGCAGCGGGCACGGCGGCGGCGGUAGCAGCUGGAUGGGGCCCCUGCCUCCCGCAGCCUUCGCCGCUGCCGCCGCUGGCCCCCGGCGGCCACGCUCCGGGGUCCGGUCCCGGGGCGGCACGGGGCUUCGUGAGCUCUCUGGGCGCUGGCCGGGCGUCGGGGGAGCAGCUACAGCCGCCCCGGUCUGCGCCUUUCGCCUCCUGUGCUUCGCCGCAGCUGCCCGACGGGCCCGGGGACGGCGGGCAGGAGGAGUUGGAGGAGGACGAUGCCUUUUCCAGUGUGCAGGUGCCGACGGCCGCCUUCUUGGCCUCCGGGACCCCCGGGAGUGGGAGCGGCAGUCGAGGUCGCCUCAACUCGUUCACUCAGGGAAUCCUGCCCAUCGCCUUCUCCAGGCAGACCUCGCAGAACUACUGCUCCCUGGAGCAGCCGGGCCAGGGGGCCAGCACCAGCGCCUUGGAACAGCUGCAGAGGUCCCGACGUCGCCUCAUUUCCCAGAGAUCAUCCUUGGAAACCCUGGAAGAUAUUGAGGAGAAUGCCCCUCUACGGAGAUGUCGAACUCUCUCAGGUUCGCCCAGACCAAAGAACUUUAAGAAGAUUCAUUUUAUCAAGAACAUGCGGCAGCACGAUACCAGGAAUGGCAGAAUAGUCCUUAUCAGUGGCAGAAGAUCCUUCUGUAGUAUAUUUUCAGUGCUGCCCUAUCGUGACAGUGCCCAAGCAGGGGAUUUGAAGUUGGAUGGAGGGAAACAGUCAACAGGUGCCGUGAGCUUGAAAGAGAUCAUUGGCCUUGAAGGCGUGGAGCUGGGAGCUGACGGGAAGACUGUUUCUUACACCCAGUUUCUGUUACCCACAAAUGCCUUCGGAGCCCGGAGAAAUACCAUAGACUCCACCUCCUCCUUCUCCCAGUUCCGUAACCUGAGCCACCGCAGCCUCUCCAUAGGACGCGCAAGCAGCACCCAGGGGAGCCUCGACACAGGUAGUGACCUGGGAGACUUCACGGACUAUGACCCAAAUCUCCUGGAUGACCCCCAGUGGCCUUGUGGCAAGCACAAGCGAGUUCUGAUCUUUCCUUCAUACAUGACAACCGUCAUUGACUACGUGAAGCCCUCAGAUCUCAAGAAGGACAUGAAUGAGACCUUCAAGGAGAAAUUUCCUCACAUUAAACUAACACUCAGCAAAAUAAGGAGUCUAAAGCGAGAGAUGCGGAAGCUUGCCCAGGAGGACUGCGGCUUUGAGGAGCCCACGGUGGCCAUGGCCUUUGUCUAUUUUGAGAAGCUCGCCCUCAAGGGAAAGCUAAACAAACAGAACCGGAAGCUUUGUGCUGGAGCAUGUGUACUAUUAGCAGCCAAAAUCGGAAGUGACCUCAAAAAACACGAAGUCAAGCAUUUAAUUGACAAACUGGAAGAGAAGUUCCGGCUGAAUAGACGAGAACUGAUUGCCUUUGAAUUCCCAGUGUUAGUGGCCUUGGAGUUUGCUCUUCAUCUGCCGGAGCACGAGGUCAUGCCCCAUUACAGACGCCUGGUGCAGAGCUCCUAGCACAGGCCCUAAGAAGGGCCAGGGACCACUUCCUCCGAGCUUGCAGAACAGCACUUACUACUGGAAAUGCAAAAAUAGAACUCGACAUACCAGCCUUUUUUCCUCUCCACAUGUUUUCGUGUAGGGCAGUACCGGAAACUUUUCAGGGAGUCUUGGUCUGGCUAGCUGGGAUGACCCACGAGCAGUUUAUUACUCAGCAGGGGAAGGGGAGAACCGUGCGUAAGAUGGCACAGGGCCUUUCCCCUGGCGACACUCUGCAGCUGUCCCCUCCCUGCUGUUCUUCCCGGGCAUGCACAGACCUCGCCAGUGCGGUGCAGGGCCUUCUCUCCAGAGCCUUCUCUCCAGACCUGGUCCAACUCAGUGCAAAGUUCUAGAGCAGAGCGGGGAGGAGAAUUUGCAGCAGCUGGGGGAACGCUUUGAAAACAUACCCUCACUGUGUCAAAAGAGUGUGCCAAUCUGUUUUCGUAUCAGCUCUUGGAAAUGCACUUUCCCCCGGAGCGUGUGAGUGUGAGAAUGUGUGUGUCUGACAGAUACCACGUCAGCCCUCGGCCCCCAAAGCCGGUCCCGCCCGCCAGAGAGCAGACCUCCACCUGGGGGUCGUGAGCCAGGCUGACCUUCAGCAGUUAGUUCUAGAUCAGCUCCGGAUCGUAAUCACUCUCCGCUCCACACCAGAUUGUCUGGCAUCCCCUGCCCUUAGAAGGUGACAUAGUUUCUGUUAAUGCUCCUACCACCAACGGGACAAAGAUGACAAGUUCGCGGUGUCGGGUCAUGUGGAAAGGCAUGGAGCGUGGUGCUCUAUACCUUUCUGCUGCCACACCUUGUGUAUGCGUUUGACCUUCGCACUUUUCCCACCGUGGAGACGGCUGGGGUUGUGCUCCGUGGUGUGUGUUCCUGUACUCUAUGUUAGAGUGCGUAAUAAGCACGUUUAUUGUGCUAUAUAUAUAUAAAUGUUUUAUAAGAUUCCAGAAUAGAGGUUAAGACGCAUGAUGGGUGUUUCGAGGCUUCUGACCUCUGGGAUAAACUGCUCUUGAGCUGCGGUUCGGUCACCUGAGGAGGCAGCGACGUAUCUGCCACAUAAGGCUGGCUGUGCCGAAUGGGGACUGUAGCUUAUAUGGACUGGCUGGGAUGACGUCACCACACCAUCCCCUCGCAGCCACGAGAGGUGCCUGCUGGAGUUCACCUGACAAGAAAGCCUGUGGCCAUGUAAAAAGAAUUAAAAUAUUUUGUUUCUAUAUA